Messenger RNA from Penicillium waksmanii, 1635 nucleotides. It is a transcript of the gene agm1, whose product is annotated as phosphoacetylglucosamine mutase PCM1. The transcript has 6 exons. Gene Ontology annotation, biological process: UDP-N-acetylglucosamine biosynthetic process; carbohydrate metabolic process. Gene Ontology annotation, molecular function: magnesium ion binding; phosphoacetylglucosamine mutase activity. Lineage: Eukaryota; Fungi; Ascomycota; Eurotiomycetes; Eurotiales; Aspergillaceae. Bases 1 to 1635 code for a protein of 544 amino acids. The record is from RefSeq and is a predicted model, not a curated record.
AUGGCGUCUCCAGCUGUCAAGAAAGCAAUCUCAGAGGCUGCGCUGCAGUACCAGAAGCCUGAGGGCAAGGUCUUCGAGUAUGGCACCGCAGGGUUCCGGAUGAAGGCUGACCUUCUCAACACCGUCGUCUUUGCUGUGGGCCUACUUGCUGGUCUGCGCUCCAAGAAGCUCAGUGGACAAUGGAUUGGUGUUAUGGUGACUGCGAGUCACAACCCCGCAGAGGACAACGGCGUCAAGCUGGUUGACCCAAUGGGCGAGAUGCUCGAGGCCGAGUGGGAGGCAUACGCUACCAAGCUCGCAAAUGCCCCUCUGGACAAAAUCGCCGAUGUCUACGAUGAGCUGGUGAAGGAGAUCGAUGUCAAGAUGACCAACCCCGCUCGUGUGGUCUUUGCUAGAGAUACUCGCGCCUCUGGCUCUCGACUUGUUGGCGUGCUGAAUGCCGCCCUUACCGCAACUGAGGUUGAAUUCAUCGACUUCAAGUACAUGACUACCCCUCAGCUUCACUACGUCGUGCGCUGUAAGAACACCCUUGGAACACAAUACGAGUAUGGCGAGCCCUCGGAGCUUGGAUACUACCAGAAGCUGGUAGACUCCUUCAAGAAGGUUAUGCGAGGCGUUAAGGUCCAGGGGUCCCUGACCGUCGAUUGUGCCAAUGGGGUCGGUGGCCCUAAGCUAAGGGAGCUCAUUAAGCUCCUUGAUACCCCUCUCGACAUCAAGGUCAUCAACGAUGAUGUGAUCAACCCCGACAGCCUGAACUUCGAGUGUGGUGCCGACUACGUGAAGACCAAGCAACGUGCCCCUCCCUCGUCUAAGGCCGGCCCCCUUGAUCGCUGUGCUUCGUUGGACGGCGAUGCCGAUCGUCUGGUCUACUAUUUCAGCGACGAGAGCAACGUUUUCCGACUCCUCGACGGUGACCGCAUUGCCACUCUGGCCGCUUCCUUCAUUGGCGACCUUGCCCGCAGCGCCGGAAUCGCCUCGAAGCUCAAGAUCGGCGUCGUCCAAACUGCCUACGCCAACGGCGCUAGCACUGAUUAUAUUGAGAAGGUGCUUAAGCUGCCCAUCAUCUGCACCAACACUGGUGUCAAGCACUUGCACCACGCCGCCCUGCGAUUUGAUGUUGGUGUCUACUUCGAGGCCAACGGUCACGGUACCGUUACCUUCUCCGAGAAUGCUUUGAAGGCCAUCAAGAACACUGAGCCCCAGUCCCCCGCCCAGCAGCGUGCCUUGGAAUGCCUGCAGGCCCUCACCGACCUGAUCAACCAGGCUGUCGGUGAUGCUCUCUCUGACAUGCUCCUCGUCGAGGCCAUCCUCGCUCACAAGGGCUGGACCCCGAAGGAGUGGCUCGGAACCUACACUGACCUUCCCUCGCGCCUUGUCCGUGUCGAAGUGAACGACCGCUCGAUCUUCAAGGCCUACGACGCCGAGCGCAAGCUUGAGUCGCCCGCCGGUCUUCAGGGCAAGAUCGAGUCCCUGCAGUCCCGCUACCACAAGGGCCGCAGCUUCGCUCGUGCCAGUGGUACUGAGGAUGCUGUCCGAGUUUAUGCCGAGGCUGCUAGUCGAUCUGAGGCUGAUGACCUUGCCACUCGCGUUGCUAACGCUGUGCGCGAGGCGGGUACGGACGGUCAGCAGGCUUAA